Molecule: messenger RNA, 747 nt
Organism: Miscanthus lutarioriparius
Lineage: Eukaryota; Viridiplantae; Streptophyta; Magnoliopsida; Poales; Poaceae
Source: the annotation of a GenBank genome assembly
AUGGCGCUCGACGCAGCCCUCGACGUGUCCAGCAGCAAGCCACCGGUGCCGCCGCCGUCGCCGACGAGGAUCGACUCAUGGGCGCGCGGCGGGAGGCGGUCCAAGCGCCGCGCUGGGAGCCCCGCCAGCGACGGCGGCAGCGGAGCUGGAGGAGGAGACGACCACGACCAGUCCGAGCAGGAGUACCUCGCGCUCUGCCUCCUGAUGCUCUCGCGCGGCCUCCGCGGCGACGCCGCCGCCGACGCCAGGAGAGCGGGCGCGGCGCCUACGGCGGCGAAUAAGGCCGACCAGCACCAACAGCAUGGGUACGAGUGCUCCGUGUGCGGCAAGGUGUACGCGUCGUACCAGGCGCUGGGCGGGCACAAGACGAGCCACCGGAAGCCGCCCACGCCGCCUCCCCCUCCGGCGGCCGCGGCGGCGCCAGGCGACGAGGCGUCGUCCGGUUCCGGCGGCAGCGCGCACGCAGAGGAGAAGGAGAAGGAGAAGGAGAAGGUGCACCAGUGCUCGCUCUGCCUCCGCACGUUCCCGUCGGGGCAGGCGCUGGGCGGGCACAAGCGGCUGCACUACGAGGGCGGCGUCGGCGACGGUGCCAAGGACAAGGACAAGGACGCCACCACCAAGACCAACAAGGCCAGCGCAGCCGCGCCGGCGACGACGGCCUUGCUGCUGGACUUCGACCUCAACCUGCCGGCCGAGGGCGCGCCGCCGGAGUCCAAGCGCGCACGGACGAUGCUGCUGCUGGUCUGA